AUGCAGUCCCACAAUCAUCCAUGUGGCGGUGAGUUUUUUGAUAUUUCUGAUCUCAGCAAUGUGAUUAAUUUGGGUCUUAGCUUUUUCAUCAGGUCUGGUAGAUUUGUUGAUGCUUACAAGAAGGGACUUGAUGGAAAGCAGGCUGCAUGGGCAAUCAAAAAAUAUCGGGGACAUUGUGUUCUUCCCAAGUCCAUAAUGCGGGAGUUAGAGAGCAAUAUCACUGAGCUACAAUUCAUUAUAUCACAACUACGAGUCCAGUUGUGUAUCAUACUUAUCCAAAUCCUCUGA
Suillus discolor is the source of this 288-nucleotide messenger RNA. RefSeq lists its product as uncharacterized. NCBI's taxonomy places the organism in Eukaryota, Fungi, Basidiomycota, Agaricomycetes, Boletales, Suillaceae. The record is from RefSeq and is a predicted model, not a curated record. The transcript has a single exon. Bases 1 to 288 code for a protein of 95 amino acids.